Messenger RNA from Mya arenaria, 1311 nucleotides. Its product is annotated as neuropeptide Y receptor type 6-like. Gene Ontology annotation, molecular function: neuropeptide Y receptor activity. NCBI's taxonomy places the organism in Eukaryota, Metazoa, Mollusca, Bivalvia, Myida, Myidae. The record is from RefSeq and is a predicted model, not a curated record. Gene Ontology annotation, cellular component: membrane. The transcript has a single exon. Gene Ontology annotation, biological process: G protein-coupled receptor signaling pathway. Bases 1 to 1311 code for a protein of 436 amino acids.
AUGAAGACGAAUAAGCUAGACGUUGGAAUACGAUCUUUGCAGAUAUCCAACACUGUCCCAGAUUUGAAUUACAACAAUGUCAGUAAUGGAAGCGGCAUUGACACACACCCUUGCCGUGACUCAGCAUUUAACACAAGUGACUGCAAUGGAAUCGUGGAUGAAUUUCAGACUUGGGAUCACUGGUUUUCACCAUCACAAGAAGCUCUUCUAGUGGCCUGUUAUUGCACAGUUAUGUUGCUUGGUCUAGUUGGCAAUUCGUGUGUGUGCUACAUUGUCAUCAAAUUCAAGUAUUUGCAAAAACCUCGUAAUAUACUUAUCCUAAAUUUGUCUUUCUGUGGCAUUUUAAUGUGUGUGGCAUGUAUGCCAUUCUCUUUGCUCCGUCUGACGCUUAAAAACUGGAUGUUGGGAGAUAUCAUGUGCAGAAUAAGUUCAACUGUUCAGACGAUUGAUGUGUAUGUUUCUACAUUUACAAUCGUGGCUAUUGCAGUUGAUCGCUAUUCCGCCAUUGUCCGUGCUCAAAGAGACACUGAGAACAGAACAACAGUCCAUUUUACCAUCAUUCUUAUUUGGUUGUUCUCGAUCCUGUUUUGUAUCCCUAUGUUUUCUUUUCAUGAAGUUACUCAAGUGAGUCCAGAACUAUUCGAGAUUUGCAUGGAGGUUUGGCCUUCGGAUGUUUUAAGGCAAAUCUACACGACAUUCGUCCUUAUUGUACAGUACGUGGUGCCCCUCACUAUGAUUUCACUCCUCCAUGGGCGCAUUUGCCAGUUCUUGCGCUGCAGGAUAAGUGAAAAUCCUAUAACGCAAGUUGAAGUUGAUCGAGUGUUACGAGAAAUCAAACGGCAACGGCGUAACAUGUUGCUCUUGACAGGAAUAACGAUUUCUUUUGCUUUAGCUUGGCUUCCACUGACGGUUAUGAACACACUCGCAGAUUAUGACUACCGCUUCUUUUUGAACUGGAAUUUCAAUCAUGCCUACGCAUAUUGCCUCUUGGCCGCGAUGUGUUCCGCCUGCCUUAAUCCUAUCAUAUACGGGUGGUUUAACAUGAACUUUCGAAAGGCGAUUAUACAAGUUAUAUGUCCGCACAAAAAUGUUUCAAACAGUCCCACGGAAAUGGCGACGAUCAGAAACGACUCUAGAGAAAGCAGUAAAGAACUGUUCCGGUUUUACAGCAGUAUUCCAUUGGCCACAUCAGGGAAAAGGAAAGUAUCAUCCUCAACGCGAUCUAGUAACUCUUGGAGAUCUAAGGGACAACUGUCUCGGCAAAUCGCCUGUUCAUCUCCCGAUGAAAUUGAAAAUCUGCAAGGCCAUUAG